Molecule: messenger RNA, 2334 nt
Organism: Sordaria macrospora k-hell
Lineage: Eukaryota; Fungi; Ascomycota; Sordariomycetes; Sordariales; Sordariaceae
Biological process (GO): maturation of SSU-rRNA
Molecular function (GO): RNA helicase activity; nucleic acid binding; ATP binding
Source: RefSeq, a predicted model, not a curated record
AUGGAUAUCUUCAAAGUCCUCUCGCGAGGCAUCAAAGCCCAGCCCAAGAAAAACCAACCGGGUGCACCACAGCUCCUUCCCUCCGCCGGAGCAAAAGUCAAUCCUCAGUUCUUCCACGAUAACGUUGGCGGCUCCAACUCCAAGCGAAGCAAGAAGAGAAAGAGAAAGGGCACCCAGGCCAACAACGCGACCGAGAGCGGUGAUGACGACUCCGAUGCCAGCGACGUCGAUUACUUUGCGCCCAAGCCCACCCCCGAGGAGCUUGCCGCCAAGAAGGAUGCCGAGUUGAAGGCGGACGAGCCCAAGAAGCAGAAGCCCAAGCUUAUGGAGGAGGACGAGUGCCGGCAAACGCUCAAGUCGCAUCGGUUGAAGUUCACAGUCCUGGCCGGUCGCGUGCAACAACCCGAGGAGCCAACAGAGAAGCCGUCCAAGAAGAAGAAGCAGAAGAAGGACAAGAAGGAGCAGGAAGAGGAGGACAAGAAGAAAAAAAAGAAGGACGAGGACAAAAAGCAGAUCUACCCGCAGCCGCUCAACUCGUUUGGCGAGCUCAAGUACACCUACGGCAUCCACCCCACGCUGGCGGACAACAUCACGAGGCAAGGGUUCCGGGUGCCGACCGAGGUGCAGAUGGGCAGCUUGCCGCUGCAGCUGCGACCAGAGAUGGCGUUGGAGAAGGCUUCAGGAGUGGAAGAUGUCAAGGUUGAGAGGGGAAUCGACUUCCUCGGUGUUGCGCCGACGGGCAGUGGCAAGACUAUCAGCUUCUUGAUCCCUGCUAUCGAUGCGAUUAUCAAGAGGAGGGCUGAGGACUAUACCCCCGAAACGGACGAGCAUGUCUUGCAGGCUAUUGUUGUUGCGCCUACGAGAGAGUUGGCAAGUCAGAUUGUCAACGAAGGAAGGAAAUUGGCCAUUGGCACUGGCGUGCGCGUGGUUCUCAUGAAGAGGACUCUACGGUUGGUGGCGGAGGAGAACAAACAGGAGGAGACGGAGCAGGAUGGCAAGGAAGCGGACAAAGACAGUGAUCACGAUAGCGAGGCAGAGAGCGAGCCUGAAGAGGUUCUGGCAAGCGAUGAAGAAGAAGAGGAGGAGGAGGAUUCUGACGCCGAGAAGAACGAGGAGAGCAAGGCCAAGGGCGAUAAGAAGUCGAAGAAAGAGAGGCCCAUCACCAAGGUAGACAUUCUCGUGACAACCCCCAAGAUCCUCCUUAACUUCCUCUGUGGAGGCGAGAAGGAGAAGGGCAAGCCCAGGAUUGUCAAGAAGACGCUCCCCACCGUGCAAUCCCUCAUUCUCGACGAGGCCGAUGUUCUCCUCGAUCCCAUCUUCCGCAAGCAAACCAUGGGUAUCUGGCGCGCCUGCACACACCCCAAUCUCGGCAUGACCUGCUGGUCAGCCACCAUGGCCUCCAACAUUGAAGCCCUCCUCACCAAGUCUAUCGAGAAGCGCGCCAAGCGUACCCCCGAACAGACCCCCAAACCCCUGAUCCGCCUCGUCGUCGGUCUCAAGGACACCGCCGUGCCCAACAUCACCCACAAGCUCAUCUACUGCGCCACUGAGCCCGGCAAGCUGCUCGCCCUUCGCCAGCUUCUCCACCCCGUGUCCUCGGCCGACUCGGGCCCGCCGCUGCGCCCUCCUUUCCUCGUCUUCACCCAGACCAUCGAUCGUGCCCAGGCGCUUCACGACGAGCUCAAGUACGACAUCCCGCUCGAAGCCGGCGGUUCGGCCCGCGUGGCGGUCCUGCACUCUUCCCUCUCGGACUCGGUCCGAUCCAAGAUCAUGGCCCGCUUCCGCAGCGGCGAGGUGUGGGUGCUGAUCACGACGGAUGUGCUAGCGCGCGGCGUCGACUUCGCGGGCGUCAACGGCGUCGUCAACUACGACGUGCCCGUGUCGGCGGCGGCGUACGUGCACCGUGCCGGACGUACGGGUCGCGCCGGUCGUGAGGGCGGUGUGGCUGUUACUUUCUACACCAAGGACGAUAUCCCCUUUGUCAAGUCGGUCGCCAACGUGAUCGCCAUGAGCGAGAAGCAGGCGGGCAAGGAUAUUGACGAGAAGGACACCGUCAAGGCGGCCCAGGGUAGCGUGCAGAAGUGGCUGCUCGAUGCGCUGCCCAAGGUGGCCAAGGAGGAUAAGAGGAAGUUGAAGGUCAGGGGUGUGGAGAGCAGGCGGACGGGUGGAAAGGCGACGAUUACGACCAAGAGCAGUUGGGAAAGGAGGAGAGAGAAUAACAGGCGGGAGGCUAUUGAGGCUAGCAAGAGGAGGAAGAGAGAGGCGCAGAAGGCGGAGAAGGAGGGUGGUGCUGCCCCUGUCGAGAAGGACGAGGAUUGGACUGGCUUGGACUAA